Messenger RNA from Artibeus jamaicensis (Jamaican fruit-eating bat), 2867 nucleotides. Its product is annotated as neuferricin. NCBI's taxonomy places the organism in Eukaryota, Metazoa, Chordata, Mammalia, Chiroptera, Phyllostomidae. The coding region runs from base 125 to 925 and encodes 266 amino acids. The transcript is spliced from 5 exons. Gene Ontology annotation, cellular component: membrane; endomembrane system. The record is from RefSeq and is a predicted model, not a curated record.
UCUUCCUUUUAGUCAUUUCAAGGGAGAGCUUAGCGUCGGUGACUUCGCUGCCAGCGCCUCCGCCAUCUUAGUUGUGGGCGGAGAGGCGGCAACUACGGGAGCUUGUAGAGGGUCCCCAGUCUAAAUGCUGCGGCUCAGCGGGCGCGGGCUCCUACUGGGCCUGGCUGCAGCGGCGACCGCAGUGCUGGCAGCGCGGCUGAUGGGCUGGUGGAGUCCCAGCUUCCGCGCUGGCUUCCGCCUUUUCAUACCCGAGGAGUUGGCCCGCUACCGCGGCGGCCCCGGGGACCCAGGCCUCUACUUGGCAUUGCUGGGCCGCGUCUACGAUGUGUCCUCUGGCCGGAGGCAUUACGAGCCUGGAGCUCACUAUAGCGGCUUCGCAGGCCGAGACGCAUCCAGGGCGUUUGUGACGGGGGACUAUUCUGAAGCAGGCCUUGUGGACGAUGUAUCUGACUUGUCAUUUUCUGAGAUGCUGACCCUUCAAAAUUGGCUGUCAUUCUAUGAGAAGAAUUAUGAAUUUGUUGGAAAGGUGACAGGAAGGUUCUAUGGAGAGGACGGGCUACCUACCCCAGCACUGACCCAGGUGGAAGCCAUGAUCAGCAAGGGCUUGGAGGCAAACCAACAGGCACUGAAAGACAAGCACAAGUUUCCGCCAUGCAACUCGGAGUGGAGCUCAGCCAGGGGUGGCCGGUUCUGGUGUUCCCCAGACAGUGGAGGUGUGAGCAGAGACUGGACUGGCGUCCCCAGGAAGCUCUAUAAACCAGGUGCCAAGGAGCCCCACUGUGUGUGUGUGAGAACAACUGGCCCUCCUAGUGACCAGGCGCUGGACAACCCUGCACACAGAAAUCGUGGGGACUUGGAUCACCCCAACUUGGAGGAAUAUCCAGGCUGCCCACCCCUGUCCAUGGCAUGCUCCUUCCCACUCUAAGUUGGUGCCCUUGCCUCGUGGGCCCUAGGAUGGCCCCUGACUUCAAACAAGUGGGCCCAGAGGGACCAGCCUCUGCAGAUGUGACCCAUGACCCCUCACCAUGGGAUCACCUUUCUGGUGACCAAGGCAACCCGCCUAGAGCUUGGCAACCCACCUAGUACUGGUCAGCUUGGUUUUGCCACUCUUCCCCUAGAUCUAUUUGGCAUCCUCCUUCAGAGCCCUCAGAUAUAAUGGGCACUAAUAUGACCAACUCUGAACUAACUGGACAGACGACAAAGCGUCCUGAGCUCCAAGAACUAACUUCCCACGGACUCGUAGGCUGCCCAGAUCAGCUGCUGGUCCGGUGAGUGGCACUAGCAAAGAGGGACUGCAUCAUUCCUUACAACUCAGAAAUAGGACAGUACAUCCAGAAAAGGCUAAAUAAUAAUUAUAAGAAAGAACAGCACCAACCUUUCUUAUAUGUGAGACUCUCUUGUAAGGCAAACUGAAUCUGUAACCAAAAGCUGCACUGAGUUGGUGUGAGCGGGGCACCACAGUGGAAGGGGACAAUGAGAGAGAAAAGGGUGUUUCUGGGGGUUGGAAAAGUUUUUGCUCGUAUGGAUGCAGCAAAUCCAGAUGCCUCUUUUAAAGCAAGGAUAUUGCUUCUCUUUUAAACACUUAACAUUAGGUGUGGUGUGUUUUCAAAGGGAAAGCUCGGCAUUUUUGGCAAAAUGUAUUUUAGAGCUCUUACAAGGUAACUAACUGGUUAGCCCAACAGCAAAGUUUGGGCAAGGCUGCCAACGCAAACAGCCUCAACGUGAGGUGGCUGGGCUUGCAGAGCUUCUCACCACACCUUGGGUGGUGUCCAAGGUCAUCUGUAAUCUACCCUUGACAGAUUUCAUGUCCAUUACCUCCUGGCUUCUUAACUGCUUAGGUAGAGGGAGUGAGGGUAUUCCUACUUCACAGAUAAGGAAAUGAAGCCUCGUGGUUUACAAACUCCUGGUCUCUCCUCAUCUGAGCCCUCACCUCAACUUCUUUCCCAAUUCCCUCAACUCUUAUUUACACAGUCUGUAUUCUUCCUUUCUUUCUCUCCCCUAUCAUUAAUCUCAGUGAAUAGCUUUCCAGAUUCCCUGACCAGAAAAUAGAGGCCUCCUCCCCUCCAGGGCCAUCACUGGCCACGGCUGUUCCUGAUGCAGGACUCUGCUCUCCACUCCUUUUACCCCACCCCCCCUUCAGAUCUUCCUCACCUGCCUUUCCUGGACCUUUGGCCUCUUCCUGCCUCCUGGUUCCCUGCCCCCUCCACCAUCAUAAAUAAAACACUCCUUCAGUAACACCAAGUGCUGCUGCAGCAGGAAGACUGUCUGUCUAUUCCUGUCACAGAUGAGCUUUUUGAAAAAGCAGCAGGAACUUGGUAGCCUUGCUGCUCAGCCCCACUCACCCGGCCCCUGUCCUUCCCUGCUCACAGCACACCUCCUGUAUUGGCAGAUCCCGUGGUUUCCUUGAAAGCUGCCUCUCCUCCACGAACCCCUCCCACUCUGGUGUCUCACUCCCACCUCAGCUACCCUGUCUCUAGUCCAGACGCCUUCCCUGCGCUUCCUGAAUGUUUCUGGAGGCACCUCGGCGGCACCAUUCUGGCAUUGUCUCCGCUUUCUCUCUAGUGAUUCUGUGAGCUCCCCCUGGUGAUGGUCCCACCAGCACCAUCCAUACCCAGCUGCAGGAGCUCUCACACUACACUGCAGACUCUUUGAGAACAGAGGUCAAGGGCUACUGGGUUCUGUACCCCUGUAGCCACAGUACCUAGAGUACAUGGUAAGUGUGCAGCUCCAGAAACUUAGUAAGGGCACAAAGCAGUGGAACUGAGCCUAGAACUCAAGGUUCCUGUCCCGAUUCAGUGCCAUUUUCACUCCUCCAUAGUUUGGUACAUCUCCGCCCUCCCUGGAGCAGGAGCGAACAGAAAGGAGGG